ACUGGUUUAUCCGUGGAGGCUAAAAGCUUCAUCUGGAAGUAAGCGAAAUUCGAAGACGGGUCAUCCGGAGCCCGCCAUUGAAACUGACGUUGUCUUCUUCUUCUUCUUCUUCUUCUUCUUCGUUCUCAUUGGAUUUCACCUGUGUUCGAGACCGUAGGCUACUUUACGGUGAAGUUCGUUACCUCAGGAUUCCCGAAAUAAGCUCGAUGUGACGGUUUCCGAUCCGAGUAGGUCUGCCGAGGAAGAAAGCAGUUCUCCAGAGACCAGUAGCAGCUGAAACCGAUUUCUGAGAGAUUUUGGCGAACUUGUGGGAAGGGGAGACGGGAGAGUACCGAGAUUGGAUUUUGACGAUUGAUGUCACUUAGUGAAAAAUGGAAAAGGAAUUGGGUUGAGAGGGAGUAAUCAUGGAGUGGAACAUUGCUGUUUUGUAGAUUUUUGUGUUUGAACACGCCACCAUGGCCUUGGUGAGUCCGGUUCCAGCAGUCACCCGACAGGUGUCCCGGGUUGUAAUCGGUGGAGUUCGAGCACCGGAAAUCAUGGCGAGCAGGGGAGAAAUUGUGGAAGAAUCGGUGGCCCUUGUAAAUGAAGAUAAAAUUUUCGUUGCACUAGGGAAUGAAAUUGCAAAGAACAAAUCCGUCCUUUAUUGGGCAAUUGAGAAUUCGGAAGGGAAGAGAUUAUGCAUUAUUCAUGUUCACCAGCGGGCUCAGAGGAUUCCAGUGAUGGGUUCCAAAUUUCCUGUAAGUUCACUCAAGGAACAGCUAGUCAGGGCAUACUGGGAAACUGAAAGGCAGAAUAUGCUUAGGAAUUUGGAUCACUACCUUGAUAUUUGUUCUCAAGCAAGGAUGCAGGCAGAGAGAGAUUAUAUUGAAGGGGAUAGUAUAGAAAGGGGGAUUUUGGAACUCAUCUCUAAGCAUGGGAUCAAGAAGCUUGUUAUGGGAGCAGCUGCAGAUAAAUACUAUUCAAGGAAAAUGAAGGACCUCAAGUCGAAGAAAGCAAUCUUUGUGCGCGAACAGGCUCCUGCUUCUUGUAAUAUAUUCUUUAUUUGCAAGAGGAACCUCAUCCAUCAAAGGGAAGGUACUCUAAAUGGAAGUGAUACAGAGUUGCCAUCUCCAGUGUUCCAGGCAGGUCCAACCAUUGAAGCUGGGGAAAAUAAUCACAAUGGAUUAGAAUCUACUUCUCUGAGUCUGUUAGAAGAGGAACUUCAUCAGUCAUCUCCUUCCAGUGUACUGAAUGACUCAAGCGUGGAUGCUGGGUUGUAUGAUCAAACAAUGACAGAAGCAGCAAACUCAUGUAGAGAAGCAUGCAAAGAGGCACUCAGUCGUUCAAAAGCCGAGAAAGAUGCUAUUGAGGUCAUUUGCAUGGUUAAAGCAUCAGAAGCCCAGUACUUAGAGGAGUUAAAACGGAGGAAAGAAACUGAGGAAGCAUUAAAAAAAGUGAAGGAGAAAUUUGAUAAGAUAAAGAAUGAGCGAGAUGAAGUGAUAGAAGCACUACGAGUUGCGUCAAAUCAGACAUCAUUGCUGAAGAACCAAAUAGCAGAACCUGAGCAGAUGGUUAAGGAGUUGGAAGAAAAGGUAAUCUCAGCUGUGCAACUGUUGCAAAAUUACAAAAAAGAAAGAGAUGAGCUGCAGAUAGAGCGAGACAAUGCACUCAAAGAAGCAGAAGAGCUGAGGAAAAGUCAAGCAGAGACCUCAAGUGUAGACGUGCAUCAGUUUGCCACCCUGUUCUCUUUCUCAGAUAUUGAGGCAGCAACCAACAAUUUUGAUCCCUCUCUGAAGAUUGGGGAAGGGGGAUAUGGGAGCAUUUAUAAGGGUCUCUUGCAUCACACUCAGGUGGCUGUAAAGAUGUUGAAUUCAGACAGUGUGCAAGGCCCAUCAGAAUUUCAACAGGAGGUUGAUAUUUUGAGCAAGAUGAGGCAUCACAAUAUUGUCACUCUACUCGGAACCUGUCCUGAAGCUUGGAUACUUAUUUAUGAAUAUCUUCCCAAUGGAAGCCUUGAAGACCGACUUAGAUGCAAGGAUAAUUCUCCUCCUUUGCCAUGGCAAACAAGAAUCCGCAUAGCUACCGAGUUAUGUUCUGUCCUUAUCUUUCUUCAUUCUUGCAAGCCUCAAGGAAUCGUGCAUGGGGAUUUAAAACCUGCAAACAUUCUUCUUGAUCCCAACUUUGUGACUAAGCUCAGUGAUUUUGGACUCUGUCGGCUUCUAAGUGACAAAUCAGUAGUCUGCAAAACAUCUCCUAAGGGAACUUUUGGAUACCUAGAUCCAGAGUUCUAUGCAACAGGAGAACUUACUCCAAAGUCAGAUGUUUACUCAUUUGGAAUUAUAUUAUUACAACUGUUAACUGGGCGUGUUGCCCGAGGUAUAGCCAAGGAAGUGCAGUAUGCAAUUGAUACAAAAAGGUUGAAAAACCUUUUGGACCCUUCAGCUGGAAACUGGCCAUUUGUAAAAGCUGAGCAAUUGGCUAACCUGGCACUGAGCUGCUGUCAGAUGGACCGAAAGAACCGACCAGACCUUGAGACAGAGGUUUGGACAGUACUUGAGCCAAUGAGGGCCUCGUGUGGAGGCUUUUCAUAUUCUGGUUUGGGUUCUGAACUGCAAGUUCAACCUCCUACCUAUUUCAUCUGUCCCAUUUUCCAGGAGAUCAUGCAAGAUCCUCAUCUAGCAGCAGAUGGUUACACUUAUGAAGCCAAGGCUAUAAAAGGAUGGCUGGACAGCGAUCACGACACAUCACCCAUGACAGAUCUUCAGCUUUCACACCGUGAAAUCAUCCCCAACCUUGCUCUUCGCUCUGCAAUCAGGGAAUGGCUGCAGCAACACUGAAAGGGAUCAGCUACCAUUUAGCUUCUCCAAACAACACGUUUUUCAUAGUAAUACAAAGAAAACAAGACAAAAAGUUGUCAAUUCCUCUUUCCCAUUUCUUCUUUCUUUAUAUUUUCAUGUAUUUCUUCAUGAUGUUACUGUCACAUAGUGUACAUAAAGUUCGAAUGUAUUAGUACAUGUUAGUAUGUUAAAGGAAAAAUUUUUCUCCAUAACUGGGGUACUUGUUCUUUCCGUGUGGGUCACGCACUGUAACAAUCAUUGAAAUUUGCAACUGACCAAUUUG
Rubroshorea leprosula is the source of this 3099-nucleotide messenger RNA. NCBI's taxonomy places the organism in Eukaryota, Viridiplantae, Streptophyta, Magnoliopsida, Malvales, Dipterocarpaceae. The record is from the annotation of a GenBank genome assembly.